CCAAGAACACUGCCAUCAUGCCGCGCGCACGCGAAAAAUACAGCAUUGCGGCAACACCGCACAAGUCGCCUAUAAAAAUCCCCUUGAACGAUGACCGUCAAGAAAAGGCGAAUCGCCUUCACAACCGUCAGGCACUGCAGAAUGCUCAGAUCAACUCCAUCCGGGCUUCCGCCACACCGGCCAGACGAAGAGUAUCGCUCGCCCCUCAUAGCCCGCAUACACCGUCCAACGAUCCUGACAUGCCAGAUGUCGCGGGAACUGCUGUGACCCCUAUGAAGCGCGUGCCCUUACUCGCGAAUUUCGAGGAAUGGAUGAAAUUGGCAACAGACAAUAAAAUCAACGCGACAAAUUCAUGGAACUUUGCCCUCAUCGAUUAUUUCCACGACAUGUCCUUAUUAAAAGAAGGCGAUGGAGUCAAUUUCCAAAAGGCCAGCUGCACCUUAGACGGUUGUGUCAAGAUUUAUACUAGCCGCGUUGACAGCGUAGCAACUGACACUGGUAAACUGCUCAGUGGUCUUGCCGAGAGCGGAAACAAGAAGCGCCGGGAUGGAGAUGAUGAUGAUGGUGGCGAUGAAGAUGACGAUGAAGAGAGCGAGGACGGUCAGAAGAAGCGAAAGAAGAAGGCACAGCGUUCCGCGGAAGCAACACUCGCAUCAUCCUUCUCACAAUUGCAGAACAAGAAGAUGGAACUUGAGUUUUCGGUCGAUCCCCUUUUCAAGAAAGCCUCAGCAGACUUUGAUGAAGGUGGUGCGAAAGGUCUGUUGCUCAACCAUCUCGCAAUUGAUUCGAAAGGCAGGAUAGUCUUUGAUAGCAGCGACGAUGCACAAGACGCAUCGGAAGAAGAUAAGCGUGCGACGCCCGCACCGAGCGAGGCCGAGCCCCCACAUCUAGAAGAAGAGGAAGUACUCGAGGAUAUCGAAAUCGACAUCUCUGGGCUAGCAGCCAAGUAUUUCCCAGACCUUUCUCAAUUAGACCAGCAGGACGUUUGCCCUUCUCUCAAGACUUUUGAUCUCGGCGAUGCCAACGCAUCAUUAGAUCUCCCUUUUCUCAAAACGCCGGACGAUUUGCGACAGGACGCUAAAGACGAUGAAGAAGAAGGCAACCGGUCGGGUUUGUUCCUUGACGAUGACAAUGCCAUGGGAUUUGAUGACGAUGAUAGAGGCAUGGCUGGCUUUGACCUACCUCCCGAAACCGGUUUUGGAGAAGGAGGGGAAGUUUGGGCCAGGGAAGCUGCUCGUGACCCUCAGGCCCGCGUUCAUGCCGUUGGCAUGGGUGAUGGAGAAGAGAGUACUGGGGAGGGUGCAGACGACGGAGUUUUCGACGCAGAAAGCCGGCAGUACGGGAUUUCGGUAUCCAACGGUCAGGGACAAGAGCAGGAGAAUAUCCUCAGCUACUUUGAUCAAGCUCUGAGGAAGAACUGGGCAGGCCCCGAGCAUUGGCGAAUUAGGCGGAUCAAAGAUAUUGGAAAACCUGCGACAACGACGAAACGCAAAGAGAAGGAACCAUUUGAGAUUGACUUUACGGCACCGAUGACUCAAUCUAUGGCGGAUGCGCUAUACACUCCAGCUACAUCAAAUUCCACGAUCUUGCUACCAAAGGCACAGUGGAAGUCGAAGACGCGAAACCUACUCCCUGACGACAAGCAUUUCAAUUCCAAACAACUAUUACGAUUGUUCCUGAAGCCCAAAGCGCGGAUGGGAUCGCGAAGAGAGGGUGGCCACAAACUACAUCAACAGAAGCCUGCCGAUAACAUCAAUGGGGAAGUCGAUGAGGCUUACUGGGCGCAAAGGGAGAAUGAAGAGAACGCCGUGGCAGCAGAUGAAGAAGGAGCCCAGGGGAACUACGAUGCAAACUUCUUUCAAGAUGAUGGAUUAGAUUUGCCAGGGCCCAUGCCGGACGACGAUGAUGUGUUUGCCGACGCUCGAGAUCACUUCUCACCACCGGCUGAGGAUGGAGCCGCAUUAGUGCAACCCCUGGAUGGUGUACUGCAAGGGGCCCAGGAAGGCGCUUUCGGGACUCAGCUGGUAACUCAAAGCCGAAGAUUCCGACCGGAAUACGUCCAAUACGCAAGAGUAGCAAAGAAGGUCGACGUGCGACGGUUGAAAGAAGAACUGUGGAAAGGUAUUGGUUUUGAAGAGAUUCAAGCACCUAAUCCGUCAGAGACUCUUAACGACACUGCUGCGAAAGCAGUGGACGGCUCAUUGAAGUUCACUCAAGUGAUGAACAACCUGCAAACUGUCUAUCCUAAGCAGACAAUGGUGGAUAUCUCGACCUCCUACUGCUUCAUAUGCUUACUCCACUUGGCAAACGAGAAGGGGCUGGUUAUUAACAAUGAGCAAGACUUUGAGGAGUUGACAAUCCGCAAAGACUUCACUGCGGAUCUUAGCGUUGGGGCGGAUUAGUUAUUGCUGAUGCUUGCAUAUUAAGUUCGAAAACCGGUGUUCAGGUUGCAUGUCUUGGAAUAGGCUCUGGAGGAGUAAUGCGG
This is a messenger RNA of Lindgomyces ingoldianus, 2485 nucleotides long. RefSeq names its product barren. NCBI's taxonomy places the organism in Eukaryota, Fungi, Ascomycota, Dothideomycetes, Pleosporales, Lindgomycetaceae. Gene Ontology annotation, molecular function: chromatin binding. The transcript has 4 exons. Bases 18 to 2402 code for a protein of 794 amino acids. Gene Ontology annotation, biological process: mitotic chromosome condensation. Gene Ontology annotation, cellular component: condensin complex. The record is from RefSeq and is a predicted model, not a curated record.